Molecule: messenger RNA, 3287 nt
Organism: Hyla sarda
Lineage: Eukaryota; Metazoa; Chordata; Amphibia; Anura; Hylidae
Gene: PDPR
Product: pyruvate dehydrogenase phosphatase regulatory subunit
Exons: 18
Coding region: 186-2780 (864 amino acids)
Cellular component (GO): mitochondrial matrix; cytoplasm; mitochondrion
Molecular function (GO): oxidoreductase activity; protein binding
Source: RefSeq, a predicted model, not a curated record
ACAUUGCUGAUUGGUUGUUACGCGACCAUGUGCGUCUCCCAAACAGAGCAGCGGGGCGGUGCCAGAACACGCGUUUUGAUUGGACGAGUGGGUGCGGCUUGCGCCGUGACGUCUCUCGACUGGACGUGUUUCCCCGGGAUCAGCGAGAUUCUAUUCCGCUGCCACUGUCUGUUCUCCUUACCAGGAUGCACCCCCGGCUAUUCUCAGAUGUCUGGGGGCACAUACGAUGGCGUGGCUGGCGGUGUUUGUGUCCUCCACAGAGAGCGGCCUCUACGGAGCCGCAACCUUUACCUCCUCGUGCCCAGGUGGUCAUCUGCGGAGGUGGGAUAAUGGGGGCAUCUGUGGCAUAUCACCUCACCAAGCUGGGCUGGCACGAUAUAGUACUGCUGGAGCAAGGAAGGUUAGCCGCUGGCUCCACAAGGUUCUGUGCUGGGGCAGUUAGCACAGUCAAACACAUUUCAAUAGAGACAGAAAUGGCCGAUUACUCAAACAAACUUUAUCAGCAGCUGGAAGCAGAGACCGGGGUCCCCACAGGCUACAAGAGAACAGGCUCCAUAUUACUGGCCCAAACUCAGGAUCGACUCAUAUCUCUGAGGCGUAUGGUGUCGCGGUUAAGAAUGAAGAGCAUUCCAUGUGAGAUCAUUACACCCAAGCAGGUUGCGGAGCUCCACCCCCUUAUAAACAUUCAUGACCUGGUUGGAGCAAUGUAUGUGCCUGAGGAUGCAGUGGUGUCUACAGCGGAUGUAGCCCUGGCCUUGGUUACUGCGGCCCAGAGUAAAGGUGUUAAGGUCCAUGAGCACACUGCUGUCAACCACGUACUGGUAGAGCGAGGUCAUGUGAGUGGCGUGGAUACUGACCGCGGGCAGAUCGAGUGCGAGUACUUUGUGAACUGCGCAGGCCAGUGGGCUUACGAGCUUGGUCUGUCUAAUGAAGAACCGGUCAGUAUUCCUCUUCAUGCUUGUGAGCACUUCUACCUCCUGACCCGCCCACUGCGCACACCGCUGAAGGAUAACACACCAAGUGUUGUGGACCCUGAUGGAAGGAUUUAUAUCCGCAACUGGCAAGGUGGGAUCCUGUCUGGAGGCUUUGAGAAAAACCCUAAACCAAUCUUUACCGAAGGCCGUAAUCAGCUGGAAAUCCAGAACCUGCAGGAGGACUGGGAUCACUUUGAACCUUUGCUCACUGCUCUGCUGCGCAGAAUGCCAUCCCUAGAGGCACUGGAGAUCCUGCGUCUUGUCAAUUGCCCAGAAUCCUUCACACCAGACAUGCGCUGUGUCAUGGGGGAGAGUCCAACCCUUCUAAGAUACUUCAUCCUUGCUGGAAUGAACUCUCAAGGUUGCUCCCUUGGAGGAGGGGCUGGAAAGUUUCUUGCAGAGUGGAUGGUCUACGGUUACCCACAAGAUAAUGUGUGGCCCCUGGACAUCAAGCGCUUUGGAGCCUUGCAGAGCAGCAGGACCUUUCUGCGGCACAGAGUUAUGGAGGUCAUGCCUCUGAUCUAUGACCUAAAAGUGCCACGUUGGGACUUUCAGACUGGCCGACAGUUGCGUACUUCCCCCUUAUAUGACCGGCUUGAUGCUCAGGGGGCCCGAUGGAUGGAGAAGCAUGGAUUUGAGAGGGCAAAGUACUUUGUACCCGCUGGAAAAGAUCUGCUGUCUCUAGACCAGAGCAAAACAUUCUAUAAACCUGACUGGUUUGAUAUUGUGGGCUCUGAAGUGAAGUGCUGUAAGGAGGCAGUGUGUGUCAUCGACAUGUCAUCCUUCACCAAGUUUGAGAUCAGCUCCCCAGGGGAUCAGGCUUUGGACACCCUCCAGUAUCUCCUCUCCAACGAUGUGGAUGUUCCUGUGGGACAUAUCGUUCACACUGGGAUGCUGAAUGAGCGUGGAGGAUACGAGAAUGACUGCAGUGUGGUGCGGCUUCAGAAACGCAGCUUUUUCAUUAUCUCCCCCACAGACCAGCAGGUGCAUUGCUGGUCAUGGCUGAAGCAGCACUUGCCAAGUGACAGUGAUUUGUUUCUUGAAGAUGUGACCUGGAAAUAUACAGCUUUAAACUUGAUUGGCCCUCGAGCCAUGGAUGUGCUGUCAGAGUUGUCCUAUGCCCCUAUGACCCCGGACCAUUUCCCAUCCUUGUUCUGCAAGGAGAUGAGUGUUGGAUAUGCCAAUGGUAUCCGGGUGAUGAGUAUGACGCACACUGGAGAGCCAGGCUUCACCUUGUACAUUCCCAUUGAGUACGCACUACACGUCUAUAAUGAGAUUAUGAGCGUGGGUCAGAAAUAUGGAAUCCGUAAUGCUGGAUAUUAUGCUCUGCGGAGUCUGCGUAUCGAAAAGUUCUUUGCUUUUUGGGGUCAGGAUCUGGACCCAUUCACCACUCCACUCGAAUGUGGUCGGGAGUUCCGGGUCAAGUUGGACAAGGGCUAUGACUUCAUUGGCCGGGACGCCUUGUUGCACCAGCGCGAAGAGGGGAUAUUUAAACGGUUUACAAUGUUCAUCUUGGAGGAUCAUGACACAGACCUGGAUUUGUGGCCCUGGUGGGGGGAGCCUAUCUACCGUAAUGGGGAGCAUGUGGGCAAGACGACCAGCAGUGCCUAUAGCUACACAUUGGGGAGACAUGUGUGUCUGGGGUUCAUUCACAGCCCCAACCCAAUCACCGCAGAGUUUAUCAACCGAGGAGAAUAUGAAAUAGAGAUUGCCGGCCAAAGGUUCCAGGCCAAAGCCAAACUGUACCCCUUUAGUUCCCUGUUUACCCAGAGACGCAGGAAAGAAGAUAUGGAGCUGGGCUACUGAAAGAUGGAAUGUGCUGGAGGAGACAUAAGGAGUUAAUGCCAGGCCAUGUGUCAUGCAGAGGACCUUGUGGUGUUAUCUGGGCUUUAUUCUUAGGUUGUCUGGAGUUUUAGGGACGCAAAGACCCUGAUAACAAAGUUUUGGUGUUUAGCCCUUAGGGGGCUAUAUCAGCGAGCCUAUAUUUUUAUUAUUGAUAUCUAUAUGCAAUCUUGAGAGGGAAAAUGUCACCAGCUUAAUCAGCCACAGUCUCACCAUGAAGACCACGAUUCUAAUGGAAAGCUGCCCUCCUUUUUUAUGUUUUAUCCCUUCCUGCAGAUGUGUCACCAGGCGGGGAUGAUCCAUCAUAGGUGCCAUACCAAUGCAGCGUUACAAGUCAUAACAUCACCUUCCAUCGGCUCGUGCGGAGGGGACCUUCAAGUGUGUUUUCCUUUUAUUUUGAUUUCUAGGUUUUUAUCUGUUUUUACAACAUACAGCAGUGUUUACCAACCAGGGUGCCUCCAGCUGUUGUAA